Pundamilia nyererei is the source of this 2209-nucleotide messenger RNA. RefSeq names its product karyopherin alpha 4 (importin alpha 3) (gene kpna4). Lineage: Eukaryota; Metazoa; Chordata; Actinopteri; Cichliformes; Cichlidae. The record is from RefSeq and is a predicted model, not a curated record. The transcript has 17 exons. The coding region runs from base 186 to 1748 and encodes 520 amino acids. Gene Ontology annotation, biological process: protein import into nucleus. Gene Ontology annotation, cellular component: cytoplasm. Gene Ontology annotation, molecular function: nuclear import signal receptor activity; protein binding.
UCCCCACCCUUCCGCUACGCCAGAUCGAGGCUGCCCUCCACCACCGGCAUUCCCAGUAUGCACCGCGGACUGAGCUGCGAAAAAUAGUCCGCUAACGAAAGGCUGAGAAAAGGGAACCAGAAAAGGGGUAGCUCACAGCUAAAUCCACGAGUUCAUCUGUAUUUAACGUAACCAGAAGCGAUAACAUGGCUGACAACGAGAAACUGGACAACCAGCGGCUGAAGAAUUUCAAGAAUAAAGGCCGUGAUUUGGAGACUAUGAGAAGACAGAGGACUGAAGUAGUGGUGGAACUCAGAAAGAACAAAAGAGAUGAGCAUCUUCUGAAGAGGAGAAAUGUUCCCCAUGAGGACAUCUGUGAGGACUCUGAUGUUGACGGAGAUUUCAGAUCGCAAAACACCUCUCUUGAAGCAAUAGUACAAAAUGCUACCAGUGAUAACCAGGGCGUCCAGCUGAGCGCUGUUCAGGCCGCCAGAAAAUUGUUGUCCAGUGACCGUAAUCCUCCCAUAGAUGACCUGAUUAAGUCUGGGAUCCUUCCUAUCCUGGUGCAUUGCCUGGACAGAGAUGACAACCCCUCUCUCCAGUUUGAGGCCGCCUGGGCUCUAACCAACAUAGCCUCUGGGACCUCAGAGCAGACUCAAGCUGUGGUCCAGUCUAACGCUGUGCCGCUCUUCUUGAGGCUGCUUCACUCUCCUCACCAGAAUGUGUGUGAACAGGCCGUCUGGGCUCUGGGAAACAUCAUAGGUGAUGGCCCUCAGUGCAGAGAUUAUGUGAUCAGCUUGGGUGUGGUGAAGCCCUUGCUCUCCUUCAUCAGUCCCUCCAUCCCCAUAACCUUCCUCCGCAAUGUCACUUGGGUCAUGGUCAACCUUUGCCGUCACAAGGAUCCUCCACCACCCAUGGAGACAAUCCAGGAGAUACUGCCAGCUCUCUGCGUUCUGAUCCACCACACUGACGUCAGUAUCUUGGUAGACACAGUGUGGGCUCUGUCCUACCUGACAGAUGCUGGGAACGAGCAGAUCCAAAUGGUUAUUGACUCCGGCAUUGUCCCACAUCUGGUACCUCUGCUCAGUCACCAGGAGGUUAAAGUUCAGACCGCUGCCCUGAGGGCUGUUGGGAACAUUGUGACCGGCACAGACGAACAGACCCAGGUGGUGCUCAACUGUGACGCCCUCAGCCAUUUCCCUGCGCUCCUCACCCACCCAAAGGAGAAAAUCAACAAGGAGGCAGUGUGGUUCCUGUCCAACAUCACAGCAGGUAACCAGCAACAGGUGCAGGCCGUCAUUGACGCCAAGCUGGUUCCUAUGAUCAUUCACCUGCUCGAUAAGGGUGACUUUGGCACUCAGAAAGAAGCAGCCUGGGCCAUCAGUAACCUGACAAUAAGCGGGAGGAAAGAUCAGGUGGCACACCUGAUCGAGAAGCAGGUGAUCCCUCCAUUCUGCAACCUGCUCACAGUGAAGGACGCUCAGGUUGUGCAGGUUGUUCUCGAUGGCCUCAGCAAUAUCCUAAAAAUGGCUGACGAUGAGGCAGAGACUAUUGCUAACCUCAUUGAGGAAUGCGGAGGUCUGGAAAAGGUGGAGCAACUGCAGAAUCAUGAAAAUGAAGAUAUCUACAAAUUGGCAUACGAAAUUAUUGAUCAGUUCUUCUCAUCUGAUGAUAUCGAUGAAGACACCAACCUGGUCCCGGAGGCCAUCCAGGGCGGAACUUACGGGUUCAACUCAGCCAACGUGCCAGCCGAGGGAUUCCAGUUCUAGACGGCAUCUGGGGUAUUCUGGAGUUUUGUUCACGAUGCAGCACUCUGUUCAACAUAUAAAAAAUUAGGAGAGAAAGGGCGAGAGAGAGCGAGUGUGAGAAAUUUGAUCCAUUGUGCUUGGCUCGUGGGAUCCAUGGCUGCAUCUUAUCUGAAAGAAAAAUAUGUGGAUUUCAUUUGGCAUUCCAGGGGAACCAGCCCAAAUGAAGUUUGAGAUGGCGAGUGGGUGCGAGUGAGAAUGAGUGGCUACAUGUUGCAAAAAAAAAGCAAAACAUCUACAUCGAAUGUAUUGAGAGACAUGCCGACAUAACUUCUGUGUUAUUGGAGCUGUCGUCCUCGGAAAACUACUUCAAAUGACAAGAAAAACGAAAAUAAGAAAAACUCCAUGUCUGCCCAGGGAGAACCAAGGACAUUAAAAAAAAAAGAAAAUCAAGUGAUCUUGAAAUAUUACAAUACAGCAAAAUG